Molecule: messenger RNA, 4351 nt
Organism: Syzygium oleosum
Lineage: Eukaryota; Viridiplantae; Streptophyta; Magnoliopsida; Myrtales; Myrtaceae
Product: mediator of RNA polymerase II transcription subunit 33A-like
Exons: 12
Coding region: 82-4071 (1329 amino acids)
Biological process (GO): regulation of phenylpropanoid metabolic process
Cellular component (GO): mediator complex
Source: RefSeq, a predicted model, not a curated record
CUCCUCCUCCUCCCUCCGCCGCCGCCGAUCCCUCGCCUGAAGAAGGAGGAUAGGAGCGGGGGAAUCGAUCGCCGCCGCCAGAUGGCCGCCGUGUCGGCGCAGCGCCAGCGGGGGGAGCUGUGGGGCGCGCUGCUGGAGAUGACGAGGUCGGCGCAGGAGAAGAACAGCGACCCGAUCCACUGGGCGAUCCGGCUCAGCUCCAGCCUCGGCUCCGCCGGCGUCCCCCUCCCCUCCGCCGACCUCGCCCACCUCCUCGUCUCCCACAUAUGCUGGGACAACCACGUCCCCAUCGCCUGGAAGUUCCUCGACAAGGCCCUCGCCGUCGGGAUCGUCCCCCCCAUGCUCGUCCUCGCCGUCCUCUCUUCCAGGGUGAUUCCCAGUCGGCGCACCUAUCCUACAGCUUAUAGGCUCUAUAUGGAGCUCCUUAAGAGACAUGCCUUUUCAUUUGGCUCUCUAAUAAAUGGGCCAGAUUAUCAGGAGGUCAUGAAAUCAAUUGACAACGUUCUUGAUCUUUCCCAGAUAUUUGGUCUUGAAGCGUGUGAGCCUGGGAUCCUAGUUAUGGAAUUUGUUUUUUCACUUGUAUGGCAGUUACUUGAUGCAUCAUUAGAUGACGAAGGAUUGAUUGAAAUGACUCCAGAAAAGAAGUCUAGAUGGGCAACCAAACCACUGGAUAUGGAUAUUGAUGGUCAAGAUACCUUUAUUGGAAAGGAAACAGAACGGCAGGAGAUGUUGCACAAAGCAAAUACUUCAAUGGCUAUUGAGGUGAUUGUAGCGUUUCUCCAGAACACAGUAACUGCAAGGAUACUUUACUUGGCACGACGGAACAUGCCACCGCAUUGGGUCGGUUUUAUUCAGCGCUUGCGACUACUAGCAGCAAAUUCAGUAGUGCUGAGGAGUUUGAAACACAUAACUCCAGAAGCACUUUUGCAGUUGACGUCUGAUAACCGUAACGUCUUAACUCGGGAAGGCAAGACCGUAUCACAGCAAGAAUUUCAUGCAGUUACUGCUUCUGGUUCUCUGAUAUCAUCUGCGGGACAAUGCCAUGGGGCUAGCCAAUCUGCUCUUUGGCUUACUAUCGAUCUUUUUCUGGAAGAUGCCAUGGAUGGUUCACAAGUUACAGCUACUAGUGCUGUUGAAAUGCUUACAGUUUUAGCAAAGGCUCUUCGGUCAGCUAACAAUACUACAUGGCACGAUACAUUUCUAGGUUUAUGGAUUUCAGCAUUACGCCUUGUUCAAAGGGAAAGGGAUUCCACUGAGGGUCCUGUACCUCGCGUGGACACCUGUUUGUGCAUGUUAUUGUCUGUCACAACGCUAGCAAUUGCUGGCAUCAUUGAGGAAGAGGGAAGCACUAUGGAACAUACUGAUGUUGUAGUUUGUUAUCGAAGGAAAGAGAGGCAUUCUCAGGGAAAGCGUCGUAAAGAUUUGAUUUCAAGUUUACAACAGUUGGGUGACUAUGAGGGAUUGAUAACACCUCCUCAGUCUGUUUGUUCUGUAGCCAAUCAGGCUGCUGCAAAAGCGAUGAUGUAUAUUUCAGGUCUUACUGCAGGGAAUGGAUUCUAUGAGUGCAUAAGCAUGAAUGACAUAGCAAUGAACUGUUCUGGAAACAUGCGGCAUCUGAUUGUCGAGGCUUGUAUAGCAAGAAAUCUACUCGACACGUCUGCAUAUCUCUGGCCAGGUUAUGUGAAUGCUCGCAGCAGUCAAAUACCUCGAAAUAUUCCAAGUCAAGCGCCUGGCUGGUCAUCAUUGAUGAAGGGGUCACCUCUGGCUCCCUCAUUGAUAAGUACUUUGGUUUCAGUUCCUGCUUCAAGCUUAGCAGAGAUUGAGAAAAUAUAUGAGAUUGCUCUCAAUGGCUCUGAAGAGGAGAAGAUAUCUGCUGCUACCAUUCUCUGUGGAGCAUCUCUUGUUCGUGGUUGGAAUAUACAGGAACACACUGUUAUUCUAAUUACGAGAUUGCUGUCGCCUCCAGUUCCUCCAGAUUAUUCAGGACCUGAGAGCCAUUUGAUUGGUUAUGCUCCGUUUCUUAAUGUUCUUCUUCUCGGAAUAUCAUCAGUGGAUUGCGUUCAGAUUUUCUCUCUGCAUGGUUUGGUUCCACAGCUUGCUGCUGCAUUGAUGCCGAUCUGUGAAAUUUUUGGGUCAACUGUUCCGAAUGUCUCAUGUGCUGGUAUAUCAGGGGAGGAACUGUCCUCUCAUGCGGUGUUCUCAAAUGCAUUUACACUUCUGCUGAGGCUGUGGAGAUUUGAUCACCCACCUCUUGAGCAUGUGAUGGCAGAUGUGCCACCUGUAGGAACCCAUUUAAGUCCCGAAUAUCUCCUAUUAGUUCGAAACUCCCAAUUAGCAUGUUCUGGAAAUUCCAUGAGCGAUCAGGUUAGAACCGAAAGCCUCUCUGGCACUCUGGUCCCAUCACCUGUGGAACCUCUUUUUAUGGAAUCCUUUCCAAAACUUAAACGCUGGUAUAGGCAGCAUCAGAAAUGUAUUUCAUCCACCCUAUCUGGUCUUGUACACGGCACCAAUGUACAUCAGAUUGUAGAAGCCCUCCUCAGUAUGAUGUUCAGAAAGAUAGUUAGAGGUGGUCCUGUGACACCUACAACUUCAGGAAGUAGUAAUUCAUCUGGGUCUGCAGCAGAGGAAUUAGCAAUCAGACUCAAAGUUCCUGCUUGGGAUAUUCUGGAGGCAACUCCAUUCGUCCUUGAUGCUGCUCUGGCAGCCUGUGCCCAUGGAAGGGUCUCCCCUCGCGAGAUGGCUACAGGUCUAAAGGGUCUCGCUGAUUUUCUUCCCGCCUCCUUGGCAACAAUUGUGAGCUACUUUUCCGCAGAAGUGACCAGGGGUAUAUGGAAACCAGUUUUUAUGAAUGGAACUGAUUGGCCUAGCCCUGCUGCAAAUUUAUCAACAGUUGAGCAGCAAAUUAAAAAAAAUAUUGCUGCUAUUGGUGUUGAUGUUCCGAGUCUUGCUGUGGGGGGAAGCGCUCCAGCUACACUACCUUUGCCGUUGGCUGCGCUAGUGAGCCUUACAAUAACAUACAAGCUUGAUAAAGCCUCUGAACGUUUACUAACGUUUAUCGGUCCAGCCUUGAAUUCCCUGGGUGCUGGCUGCCCCUGGCCUUGCAUGCCCAUCAUAGCCUCCUUGUGGGCCCAAAAGGUGAAGCGCUGGAGCGAUUUCCUAAUCUUCCGAGCUUCUCAAACUGUCUUCCACCAUAAUAGUGAUGCUGUUGUGCACCUUCUUAAAAGCUGCUUCUCAUCGACUCUAGGACUAAGCUCCUCACAAAUUUCUAGCGGUGGUGUUGGUGCUCUUCUUGGCCAAGGACUCGGUACCCACUUCUCUGGGGGAAUUUCCCCAGUUGCCCCAGGAAUCCUCUAUUUAAGAGUACACCGGUACGUCAGGGAUGUCAUGUUCAUGUCUGAAGUGAUUCUCUCUCUUCUGAUGCACUUUGUUAGGGAGAUUGCAACUAGUGGGUUGCCGAGAGAGAAAGCGGAGAAACUGAGGAAGACCAAGUAUGGAAUGAGAUAUGGGCAAGUCUCUCUCGCUGCGGCUAUGACACGUGUUAAGGUCGCUGCUUCCUUGGGGGCUUCAUUCGUGUGGAUCUCUGGUGGGGUGAGUUUGGUACAGUCCUUGAUCAAAGAAACUUUACCCUCUUGGUUCAUAUCGGGUCACAAGUCGGAGCAGGAAGGAGGCGAUAUGGGUGGUAUGGUUGCCAUGCUCAGAGGUUAUGCCCUUGCAUACUUUGCCCUUCUUUGUGGAGCAUUCGCUUGGGGCACAGAUUCAGCAUCGCCAGCAUCGAGGCGGCGACCAAAGGUUCUAGGAGCCCACUUGGAAUUCCUUGCUAGCGCAUUAGAUGGUAAAAUUUCGCUUGGCUGUGAUUCGGCCACUUGGCGUUCUUAUGUGUCUGGUUUUGUGGGCUUGAUGGUGACCUGUGCGCCUAAAUGGGUGCUAGAGGUUGAUGUGGAUGUCUUGAAGAGGCUGAGCAACGGGUUGAGGCACUGGAAUGAAGAAGAAUUGGCGGUAGCCCUGCUGGGACAGGGUGGGAUUAAGGCAAUGGGCUCGGCUGCUGAACUGAUAAUCGAAAUUGGCUGCUAAUUCUUGGGUCAGCCAGGGUGACUCGUUGUCUGUAGCACGGCUGUUUCUGUUAAUCUAUGGAGAUGGCAAUUUUGCAUCAAUUUGCAGUUAGUAUAGCUUCCUUAGAGUAAAAUCUAUUGUAUAGUAUAAAGUAGGGAGUAGAGGAAAAUUGUAUUCUUCCGUUCUUGUAAUCAUAGGUAUGUUACAGUAAAUCAGAUUGUAUUCUUCUGUACCUUGUAACUAUAGAUAUUUUACACUUGAUUAACUAAUUUUAAACCGUCAGUUUGGGUUAUUGUGCUAA